AUGUUCCAGCUUGAUAAUACCAAAGUACAAUCCGAUCGAAUGCGGACUAGCUUAGACUGCUUCUCUUCUACACCGCCGAGCCCACCAAUGUCAUCUGACCACAUCUUCGGUACAUCUCCGAAUGCCUCAGGUGUUUUACGGUCGCCUUUCGGAGAGGACUCGCCCGGUUUAAUCGAGGUUUCUCCCUUUACUGUGUCGGAUUUGCUCCAAACAGAAGGUGGCAUUAAGGGACCUUGCAAUGAUAUGAAUGGCGUUUCUGACUCCGGAGAGAGUUCUACCUGCGUUUCAGCGACAAGUACCACAUUUAACGGCGUUCCUAUGAAAAUAUUAGCCACUCCUCUCAAAGCAGACAGACAGCCCAGUACUGAAGGCAUUGUAUGUGCGGUUAUGGCUGGUGUCGACUCUGUUGACUCCACAAAACCCGCGAACGAGCAGUCGACAAAUACCCCUACAGAUUCUGUAUCCGCAGCAUCCGAGGACGCAUCGCUGACAGCUCCUGAUGAGCAUCACCAGCUUACUGUAGAACCAAAUGGCUCUUCGUCGAGUAACGAGGAGCUCUCUAACAAGAGCCAUGAACUCGGAAAUGAAAACGGUGCUCAAAAGAGAACGCGCAAUCCGGACGAUUCACUUCAAGCUCCGGCACCUAAGCGAAUGACUCUUGCUGCUCAGAAAAAGCAACACCAGAAGCUCUCAACGCCAUUCCGAUCUCCACUAGUAGCAAGACCGAAGUCUGGAAACACAAACACACCUAAUUGCAAUGGUCCUACUAUGAGCCAACCAUCUCCAUUGUCAUCUGCUGUACGGCAAGACGGAGACGAGGAUAAGCCAUCGACUCCCCUGAAGAAUAAUGCUCGCGCCUUUCCUGCGUCCAGUUCACGACCGCAUACACCAGUAUCAGCUGCAUCGAGAAGUAUUGCCAGUACCGCGAAGGCCAAGUCCCAAUUCAAGUCCCCGCUUAUGUCGUCCCCCACCGCAAAAGUAGCUCGGCACAUCAAUAACUCGCGCGUCAUUCAAGAUAUGGAACGGCAGGUCCAACUCCUGAAGCGAGCAAUUAAAAUCAAGCAGGACAAUGACGAAGAAAAGCUAGAGCAACUGGUAAAGAAAUGGAGAACGGCUGGUCGUGAGGCUGCUUGGGAUUUAUGGCAGCUUGUCCGAGAUAAUGAUGAGUCUUCCAACGCGCCAUAUCCUGGAACGAACUCAAAGUCGGCUGGGGGAGCAUUUUCGGAGAGCUGGGGAUGGGCAGGGCCAUCCGGUACCGGAACUGGGAACGAUAACUGGGGAUGGGACGAAUCACCGAAGGAGACGUGUCAAAACGACGAUCAUGACGAGGAAUUAGAAUCGCCUUCGAAGCUCGAAAACGAGUUGUAUGGUUCACUUCGCAAAAAGGCGACGGUCCCUCGUACUUCAAUGUUGCCACCAACACCGCGAGGAGCAUACUUCGCGCAACAAGCAGCGGACACUGACAACGACACUCAUGUCGAAGCUGAAGACACUAAAGAAAAUGACUCACAGGAAGAAUCUUCUCAUACUGCACACGACUCGAAGAGCCUUGGCACAAUGCUUCAUCAACUUGGAAUUGCUCACGAGACCCUCGGUUGGGUGGAAGAAGAGGGAGACUUCGUGGACGCUUGA
Messenger RNA from Fomitiporia mediterranea MF3/22, 1632 nucleotides. RefSeq lists its product as uncharacterized. NCBI's taxonomy places the organism in Eukaryota, Fungi, Basidiomycota, Agaricomycetes, Hymenochaetales, Hymenochaetaceae. The coding region runs from base 1 to 1632 and encodes 543 amino acids. The record is from RefSeq and is a predicted model, not a curated record. The transcript has 5 exons.